GCUGUCCAGCCCGGUUUCCGCCGCUGUCCGGGACAAUUUCAAACCUUCUGUCCGCCGUCCGCUCCCCAUUUAAUCCCAGAUCCUCACCGGCUCCAGGCGCUUCAGAGCGGUGACACAGGCGGAGGUGACGCGACUGCAGAAGCUUCUCCGCACAGCCCUCCCUCCCAUCGCUCCUUUGUGAGGUUUUCAGAAGUUCGCUUUAGUUGCCAUCGUCUAUUCUCUUGGAAGAAUGAGCACCUACGCAGUGUCUCUGUCGGGCCCCGGCCCCUGGGGCUUCAGGCUGCAGGGGGGGAAGGACUUCAACAUGCCGCUGACCAUCUCCAGGAUCACACCUGGUAGCAAAGCAGCGCAGGGCAACCUGAUCCAAGGCGACAUCAUCAUCGCCAUCGAUGGCGUCAGCACCGACGGAAUGACUCAUCUGGAGGCCCAGAACAAGAUCAAGAUGGCCCUUCACAGCCUGGCCCUCACCAUGUCCAAGGCAAAGCGUCCUGUUCCGGUGGCGGCACCGAGAAUGGACAAUGUCGUUCCCAUGAUCCCUCACCAGCAGCCUCGGUCGGUGCAGGUCAACGGUGGCCUGUCGGGCCUCAGUGGCUCCUCCGGGCCUGCAGAGGCAGACUCUGCUGGAAGGAGAGCUCCAGCGCUCAGCCCCCCUCAAAGGAAGCAGUAUAACUCCCCCAUCGGCCUGUACUCGGAGCAGAGCCUGAGGGAGAUGGCAGCGAUGCAGGCGGGUCGGCCUGCGGGUUCUCUCCCAGUUAAAGAACCCCAUGUGGACGGCGCCUCCCUGGUCUACCAGGCUGUCCAGUGUGCAGAGUCGGACCUGGACCUGCUCGAAACGGGUCGCUGCAGUUCCAGCAGACAGUCCAAGUCCUUCCGGGUCCUGGCCCACAAGACGGGAACUGAAUCAUUGACAGAGGAGGAGAGGGAGGAGGCGCUGAUGAGCAGCAGCCUGAAGCGACAAGCGGCCGUUGGCCACAGCCUCCAGCACAGAGCUGCAGUGUGCAGUCAGUUCACUCAGCCCCCUGCUGUGCAUCAGGCCCCUGGACCUCAGCAGUACCAGCCAGGCCCACCUCAGCAGUACCAGCAGCUUCCACCCCAACAAGCACCCCCCACUCAGCAGAGCUCCAUUCAGAUUCCUGUUGGCUCCGCCCCUCCCAAGGUCGUCAGCACAGCCUGCAUCUACCCCUCCCAUCCAGCUCCAGCUGCUGUGCCCCCUCAGCCACGGCCUCCAGCUGCUGCCCUGGCUCCUCCAGCUGCUCCUGGCUCCUCCAACAGACCCCCCUGGGUCACUGACAACAAUUUUGCUGAUAAGUUCAACCCCGGAAAGAGCACCACCACCAUGAAGGUGCAGCCGUUGCCCCAGGCUGCACCUCCUCCACCAGCGUAUAUCCCUAACCCCUCCCCUGCUGCACCUGCAGCUCCAAGCCCCGCCCCAAUAAUCUCAAGUCCCGCCCCUUUCCCACCUGUGGCCAGGGGUGUGGCUCAAAGGGCAGAGAGGUUUGCUGCCAGCAGCCGCACUCCUCUGUGUGGCUUCUGCAACAGCGUCAUCAGGGGACCCUUCCUGGUGGCCCUCGGCCGGUCCUGGCACCCAGAAGAGUUCAACUGUCACUACUGCCACAUGUCUCUGGCUGACGUCAGCUUUGUGGAGGAACAGAAUAACGUGUACUGUGAGAACUGCUAUGAGGAGUUCUUCGCUCCGACCUGUGCCCGCUGCAGCACCAAGGUCAUGGGGGAAGUGAUGCAUGCUUUGCGGCAGACGUGGCACACCACCUGCUUCGUCUGUGCAGCCUGUGGCAAACCUUUUGGAAACAGCCUGUUCCACAUGGAAGACGGGGAGCCAUACUGUGAGAAAGAUUAUAUUGCUCUCUUUAGCACCAAGUGUCACGGCUGCGACUUCCCUGUUGAAGCUGGGGAUAAAUUCAUUGAGGCUCUGGGUCACACCUGGCAUGACACCUGCUUCGUGUGCGCGGUUUGCCAUGUGAACCUGGAGGGUCAACCCUUCUACUCCAAGAAAGACAAACCUCUGUGCAAGAAACAUGCUCACGCCAUCAACGUGUAGACGGCCUCAGAGCGACCCUGCGGCGACGCCUCAUGUUUCACAGAUGUGUGUAAAAACGUCUUUCACGUUUAGCAUGCGACAACUGUCAUGAGGUUCAGCAGCUACUGACCAGAAACAACCUUUGUACACACAUUUCACACAAAGUCCAGAAUCUAAUAAAAUAAUUGGCAAAUACAUUUUUGCAUUAUGAUGUAACUUUACGACAUGAAACCAUCAACUUUUAAAGAUAAAGAAAAAAAACGAAUUGAAAACUAAAAAGCUGAAACACUUGUGUUUAACCUAAAAAACCCAAAAAGUGAAUGAAAAGACCAUAAAACAUGUUGACAGAUCCUUGGCCCCCUGAACCAGAACAGGGUCAAAAGUCUGAAAGUAGAAAAUUAAAUUGACUUUUAUUUAUAUUUUAUUUAUUAACAACAUAUAACAUCUAAAUUAUUAAAUUUGCGUUUUUUUUAUAGUUAUGUACAAAAUGUUGUAUACUGAAUUUAUAUAUUAAUAAUGACAUUUUAAUUAUAAUCAUCUUUGUAGUGGAUUCAUUUAUACAAAACCUGAUCAAUACUUUUAUUUUGGCGGAACACUCUGGGCAAUGCUCCACAGAAGGUUCCUUUAACUUAACCUCGGUGGAAUCAUGUGUUCAUUAUGUGUCUGUUAGAGCUGUGGAGCAUUUGUUUACAUGACAUGAGGAGCAGCUUAGACUGAAGCUCUCACAGCAUCGGUUACACCUGAGCAGCUGAUGAUGACAGUGCAUGCCACAGAGAGGCUCAGAGGUGAUUGUCACUGCAGGUUCGUCUGUGUGCUGGAAAACGCGGCAAAUUCUUUUUUGGUGUAGAAACUAGAGUUGGAGGCGCAGAGUCAGUCUGGUUUCACUGCAGCUCGUAGGUUGUAGUAGGUUGGUGUCCUUCCCCUUCAUCCAUCCACUUUUCCACCGUUUCCCUUUCAUUAGUGUGUGUGUGUUUGUAUAGAUGCAUGGAUAAAGCUUCAUGAAGCAGCUGUUAACUGGCCUGAAGCUGGACGGACUUUGCUGCUGUCACUUCUCCAGGUGAACCUGCUCAGGUAGUGAGUGUGAAGAAGCUGCUCAUCCUGGUUUGACUUCACAUCCAGCAAAUGGCCUUGACUUAUGUAUUUAUUGACUGUGUGAUUAUGAUUUCAAGGCUAAGCUUUUCUUCAUGCUGUUGUUUUGGGGACACUUGGCAUCACUUGAAGUAUUUUCAGUUUAAAGUCUAAGAUUGUUUUUUAUUCACACUGUAAAUUUUGGUUCUGAUUGGUAGAAGCUUGAAUGAUUGUUUUUAAGGGUGACUAUUUACACUACAGGCCUUUAACUAGUUUCCUACACUUUUUGAGGGCUGAUGUACGUUGCUGUGGCAACACUGUGUUCCCUGUCCUUCACCUUGUGCACACUAUGUUUUAGGGAAUACUGACUUCAGGCUUUGACAGGACAAGACAAGUCUUGAAUUUGGAAUCUGGAAACUCAGACGUGGAAGCUGAUUAUUGAGGAGCAUCGUCAGGCACUAAACAUACACCAGUGUUUUUCUAUUUUCUCCAGGAUUUCUCAGUGUUGGAUCAGCACAUGACCCGGUUCAGAUCCUGUUAAUUUGCUCCAGAAUCGCUGUGUUGUUCUGCUGUGUGAUUUCAGAUGAACACUUCCAUCUCCCUGCUGUGUCUGUUGUGUCUGAGGAGGCUCAGUCUGUACAGUGCUGUACAGUUUUUACUUUGAGUAUUUUAUACACGUUGUGGGUUUGUGUUUCAAAGGAAAUGUGUGCAAGCAGCAUGUGUUUGUAUUGGCCACUAGUUAAACAUGAUGUCUGGAGAAGGAUUCAGCCUCUGCUCACUGAGGCUUAUUUAGCAGCUUCAGAAUAAUUAUUGGAUGUAUGUGCAAAGAUUUGAAUAAAUGAGCACCUGAGCUUUAGAGGAUUGUGAUUGUUUGACCCAAUGUAUUUUCUUUGAUAACAUGUUUUUGAAGAUGAAUCUGUUCAGUUCUUUAAUAUGAAUGUCUGACUGAAUUCAUCUAAGAAGUACAAACAUUUGAAAUAAAAUUGUUUGUUUGUCAAAGUACAA
Messenger RNA from Betta splendens (Siamese fighting fish), 4108 nucleotides. It is a transcript of the gene ldb3a, whose product is annotated as LIM domain binding 3a. Bases 230 to 2056 code for a protein of 608 amino acids. Gene Ontology annotation, cellular component: adherens junction; Z disc; stress fiber. Gene Ontology annotation, molecular function: muscle alpha-actinin binding; actin binding. The record is from RefSeq and is a predicted model, not a curated record. The transcript has 14 exons. NCBI's taxonomy places the organism in Eukaryota, Metazoa, Chordata, Actinopteri, Anabantiformes, Osphronemidae. Gene Ontology annotation, biological process: actin cytoskeleton organization; heart development; muscle structure development.